Aspergillus chevalieri is the source of this 1416-nucleotide messenger RNA. RefSeq lists its product as uncharacterized. Gene Ontology annotation, biological process: biosynthetic process; amino acid metabolic process. Gene Ontology annotation, molecular function: pyridoxal phosphate binding; transaminase activity. The record is from RefSeq and is a predicted model, not a curated record. Lineage: Eukaryota; Fungi; Ascomycota; Eurotiomycetes; Eurotiales; Aspergillaceae. The coding region runs from base 1 to 1416 and encodes 471 amino acids. The transcript is spliced from 7 exons.
AUGGGCUCAAUCGGCCAAGCGCCCAUUGACACAGCGAUAGCUAGUCACCACUUAUCCAGCCGAGGCGCCCAAAAUUAUCUAUAUCGCGAUAUAUGGGGUCCGCGGCAGAAGUAUAUGGGAGAUCCAUGGUCACCGAAUAACCCUAAUGGAACCGUCAUCCUCCGUCUCGCUGAGAAUAGUCUCAUGCACGAUGAAAUCGCAGAAUUCAUUAAUGCGCAGGCCAAAGUCCAUCCUCUCAACCACCUAACUUACAGUACCGGACCGCGCGGCUCACGCCGUCUCCGAAAUACAGCAGCGUCAUUUCUAACCGAGGAGUUCCAUUCACGUGAUGUAAUCACAGCAGAUAAUAUCUUCAUCACACCCGGUGUAGCCAGUGCCAUCGACGCGUUGGCUUGGGCGAUUUGCAAUGAUGGAGAGGGUAUCCUCAUCCCGCAGCCAUUAUACAACGGCUUUCAUUUCGAUAUGUUGAAUCGAAGUAAUGCGCGUAUUGUGGGUGUUACGUAUGAGGGGAUUGAGGGAUAUAAGGGUCUUGAAGAUUUGUUUUCCCCGGGGGUGAACAGGAGGGCGCUUGAGAGUGCGUUGAGAAGGGCUGAGAGUGAGGGCAUUCUUGUUCGGGCUGUUUUGGUUUCGAACCCACAUAAUCCGUUGGGGAGAUGUUAUCCCCCCGAGACCCUAAAAGAAUUUGCCUCCUUCUGCGGCAAGCAUGGCCUACACUUCAUCUCUGACGAGAUCUACGCACAGUCCGUCUUUCCUAAUCCCGCAAUCCCAAUCCCGGUCCCAUUUAUUUCCACCCUCUCCUUCGACCUCCGCGACAUCAUCGACCCAAACCUCAUCCACAUACUAUACGGCGCAAGCAAAGACUUCUGCGCCAACGGGCUACGUCUGGGUUUCAUCUGUACGAACAAUGAAGGCAUUAUAGGCGCGAUGUCGAGUAUCAGUAUGUUUUCCUGGUCACCGCAUCUCCUCCAAGAUGUCUGGGCUGCUAUACUCGAAGACAGACAGUGGAUGAGAGGGUUUAUGCUGAAGAAGACCAACCUCAUGGCUGAGAAUCAUACUAUUGCGACGUCGUUUUUCCGACUACGAGGGAUCUGUUACUUCGAGAUGAAUGCGGGUCUGUUUAUAUGGAUCGAUCUUCGCCAUUUACUUCUAUCCAAAUCGGUGCAGUCGGGGUAUGACUAUAGCGCAUUGAGGGUUACAUCUCCCGAUGCUAGUAUUUACAAACAGCGUGAGAUGAGGAUUGCAGAUAUCUGUAUGGAAAAUGGUGUUAUGAUUGCGCCAGGGAAUGUGUAUAUGCCGGAAGAGUUUGGGUGGUUUCGGAUAACGUUCACUGUAGGGAAAGCGGCGUUAGUGGAGGGGUUGGAGAGGUUUUGGAGGGCAUUGGGGGAUAUCGAGAUGGAAAGGAGGGAUUGGGAGUAA